Messenger RNA from Bemisia tabaci, 1414 nucleotides. Its product is annotated as glycine N-acyltransferase-like protein 3. The record is from RefSeq and is a predicted model, not a curated record. Gene Ontology annotation, cellular component: mitochondrion. Lineage: Eukaryota; Metazoa; Arthropoda; Insecta; Hemiptera; Aleyrodidae. Gene Ontology annotation, molecular function: glycine N-acyltransferase activity.
GUGCUUUCGUCAGCCAGCCGGUUGACGGUCCAGUCCAGCCUGCCGCUAUUUUAUAGGUGCCAUCGCGGGUCGGUCAGUGGUACCUUUUUUUAAAUUUGUUUUGUGCAUUUUGUAUCGGCAAGUGAUUUGCAGCCAUGAUUCCCAUCUGAUUUAUAACUUUGUCGGCACUGGUCAAAAGUGUCCUCAUCCUUCCCCUUACGGCCGCUCAAACACCUCCAAACGGUGUGUGAAGCUAAAACUUCUACUUUAAAAAAAGGAUCGAGGAAUAAAACAUGCGGGACGAUCCUUUGCAGCCAGUGCCAUGGACGAGGAUGGAAGAGCUUUUGGAGAAACUGCUGUCGGAUGUACCAAAUUCGCUCACAGUGUAUGGAAUGGUGCAAACAGCUUUACUGUGGAAACAAACCGAAGUCUCCCAUCGGUUUGGCAUGUAUACCACCAGUGAUCGGUUUGAGGGAGCUGCAAUAGUCGGGAUUUUUAAAAUUUCUGAUUCUCAUGACUACAGAGUGACGGUCUAUUGCUUCGGAGAAGACACUUCAAUGCUGCAGGAGGCCCUGCUGAGGACAAAUCGGAUCAAAUGGAACUCACCAGAAUCGACGAUAUUCUUCACUGCCAUCCCCGAAAAACUCCUGCCAGUCGUGCAGCGGUGUGUUUCGGGCCAAGGUUUUGGCAUUGUACAGACAGAAAAUAUAGUUUACCAGUGGAAAACUCCCGAUCACCUGAAUUCCUUGAAUUACUCAUGUCCGCCGGAAGUUCGCGUGGCGCCCCUGGGUCUCGAGCACGUGGAACUAAUCCGGAAAAACUGGUCGAAUCUCCCGGCUUCGGCAGAGUACAUCGAGACGCUGAUCAAGCAGAACAUCAACUUGGGCGUCUACUCGCGUGCCACGGGGGAGCUCUGCGCCUGGGUGUUAUGCAACGAGUUCUGCGCCUUGACCAUGAUGCACACCAUAGAGAACCAUCGACGCAAAGGCUACGCGCAGCUCUUGUGCAACGCCUUGAGUGAGCGCCUCCUUCGAGCGGGCAUAAUCGCCAGGGCCGUCGUCAUGGAGGAGAACAAACCCUCCUUGAAGCUUUUCGAGUCCCAUAAAUUUAGGUCCAGCCGUGAUUUCUUCAUUUAUGUUCUUGCGAUGCCCCGUCGGGCUGUGGACAGUGGACAGUGGGAGAUUUAAAAUGCAAAAAAAAAUAGUUAUCGAUAGUUGAGCGCAUAGUCCAUCUUCAUUGGGACAAUUUAUAGAAAAAAAGAAAAUAAUUUGUUUAAGGCACUGAUUGAUUGAUUAGGGUUGGGGUUUGGAGGGUGGCUUGUGCAAACUUUAAUUGAGGGGCUUGGAGGACAAGACGCGCAAUUGCAGUUUUGCCAUAUUGAGAAAUACGUGUUUGAAGUUUGGAAAUUACGUGGAUCUUUAGGGCGGAAAAAAAG